Adineta steineri is the source of this 1797-nucleotide messenger RNA. The record is from the annotation of a GenBank genome assembly. NCBI's taxonomy places the organism in Eukaryota, Metazoa, Rotifera, Eurotatoria, Adinetida, Adinetidae.
AUGUCAAAUUUCGAUACUAAUAAUGUAAAUUGUGCUGUUUAUCGAUCAAAUGAUUCCAUCAAUAAUUUUAAAAUUCGAGUUAAACUAGAACGCUUAACAUCUAAUGCAUUACUACCAAGUUUAGAAAGAUUAAAAUAUGAAAAAGAACUAUCUCGUUUACUUAAUACAGAUGGGAAACCAAUUGAGAAGCCAAAACCUAAGAGAACUGAAGUGGUACCAAUAUUAGAUCAAACACAUAAAUCAAAUUAUGAAGAAGUUGUCAUUAGUUGGCAACAAAAACUUUUCAAUCGUUAUGAAUUUGAAAAGUAUGGAAAAGAUAUGGAACCAUAUAAAACAGCACUUGAACAGAAAUAUCUUGAUGAGAUACAAAAAAUGAAAGCGAAAGAAAAACAACCUGGAAGAAUAUUUACAUAUGUUGAAAACGAUCCAUAUUGUCUCGAAAGAAGCCUUGAAUAUUUCAUGACUGAUUCAUCGAAUGAACAACCAAGUCAUUUAGCAUUAGGAAUUAAUACUAUUCAUCAACCACGUACAGUGCAGUUACGUUCAAAUGCAAGUAAUAAACAAGAUCUACCAAAAACGGAUCUUAUUAAACAAAAACCAACAUCUGAGGAUCUUCUUAUCAAUCAUUAUGGUUCUUUACCACGUCAGACUAUGUAUAUAAUGGCUGAUUUAAGUGAUACAACGAAUAUGGCUACAACCCAACUUGCUGUUUUUCCACAACCACCAAAUGAACAUGUUUUAUGUCGGAUAUAUUAUUCAAAUAAUACAAUUAUAUUAGAACCAGAUUUUAAUACUGAUAAAAUGGCUUAUAUUGUUGAAACAGGAAAUUUAAAUAAUGAAGUAUAUCAAUAUUAUUUAGAACACGUUUCCAUACCUAUUGAUUUACCUGAUCUUGUUAAAGAACGAAGAUUAUUUAAUGAAAUUUGUUUGAAACAACAAACAAAAAUAGCACAAAUUGUUGGAAAUGAAUUUGAUAUUCCACCACCAUCUGUUCUUAAGCUAAAUGUCUUUGGUGAAAUUGUUAGUGGAAAAAAUUUCGAAUAUGAUAACAUUUAUGUUUACUAUUCAGUAGAUUUAACUGAUAAUUGGUAUGUGGAAUCAUCUGCAAUUUUAUCAGGUUAUACGCAUACAGCAAGUACAACAAUGUCGAGUAAAUAUGAUGACAUUGUUUAUUAUUCGCAUCCAUUUGAAUUUGAAUUAUGGUAUAAACCACCACUUAAUACAGCUGAUCAUGAACUUCCUCGAAUGCCAAAAAUUUAUUUUCAAAUUUCUUCACACGAUUCAUGGGGUCGACAUCGAAUAGAAGGUUAUACAUAUUUCGAAAUACCAAAUCUUCCAGGAUUUUAUAAUGAACAUUUAUCAUGUUGGAGACCUCGUGGUGAUUCGAUAUUCAAUGAAGUUCGUCGGUUUUUUAUUGGAGGUUCACUUGAACUUGAAGAUCUAUCUUAUAUUGCUGUUCCAAAGUCAUUUGACAAUGAGAAAGAUAAUAGAUUAAUGAAUCGUUUUGGUUUUCGUACUGUUUCAACAGGAACAUUAAAUGUUCGAUUCAAUGUUGUUUUUCAAUCACAAAAUUUUGCAAUCAUAAAUCGAAAAAACCGGACUACUAAUGUCGUUAAUCGUUAUGGACUCGAUACAUUUAUAUCAAAUAUCAAUACUGUUCUUCGUGAGUACAUGCGUUUUUACUCUAAUUUAAGUUUAUCCGAUAAAGAAUUCGAAGAAGCAAAACAACGUGCAUAUGAAGUACGAGAAUUAACAGCUCACAUGCGUACAACUAAUACGAAUGCAUAUUAUGAAUGA